AUGUCUUUGUGUAAAGAAAUUAAUUUAUCUAAUCAUGUUAAUAAAACUUUAUUUGCAGAAUCUAAUUCAAAUAUUAAUGAUAAUAUUUCUAUGUUAUCAGACAAUAGACCAAAGAAAAAAGUCAAAAAAGGUAGUUCUGUUUUUGAUAAAGUGUGUGAUUAUGUUAUAAAGAGUAAACAAUAG
Cetraspora pellucida is the source of this 183-nucleotide messenger RNA. The record is from the annotation of a GenBank genome assembly. NCBI's taxonomy places the organism in Eukaryota, Fungi, Glomeromycota, Glomeromycetes, Diversisporales, Gigasporaceae.